Molecule: messenger RNA, 4645 nt
Organism: Myxocyprinus asiaticus (Chinese sucker)
Lineage: Eukaryota; Metazoa; Chordata; Actinopteri; Cypriniformes; Catostomidae
Product: lysophosphatidic acid receptor 6
Exons: 2
Coding region: 1490-2461 (323 amino acids)
Biological process (GO): phospholipase C-activating G protein-coupled receptor signaling pathway; positive regulation of Rho protein signal transduction
Cellular component (GO): membrane
Molecular function (GO): lysophosphatidic acid receptor activity
Source: RefSeq, a predicted model, not a curated record
UGCAGGUUUCUCUGUUUUUUUCAGUGAUCAUUUUAGUGGUGCAUUACUGAGGAACAAUGUGGUAAUCUGUGUCAGUAUUUUUGCAUGUAUGUGCAUACAGUAUUUGUCUUUAUUCACAUAUCUGGAAAAUUCAGGUGGUUACUGUAAGUAGCGUAGGAGAAAUAUAAAAGAGAAGAGAAACAGUGAGUUGUGAACUCUCCGCUCUCAUCACAAAUGCAUUUCCUGAAAUGGAGGAUAGGAGAGGUGAGACUGUAAUAUAAGAGCAGUAACCUACUGACUCUUUAGCAUUAGGACCAACAGAAGGAGCUGUCCUCUUCUAGAAACCCCAGCGGUGAGUGUAAUCACAACACAAUCCAUGUAAUACAAUCCACUUAAUGUUUUUUACUAUGAUACUUUUGACAGCUUUGGGUGUACUAUAAUGCACUAGCUAUUUAAAGGAACCUCUUGUUCAAUAAAACUUGGGUCAGUGUUUGGGUCUGGAUGAACAAUGAAUCAUUGCACACUUCUGAAAUAUUGAAUAAAAAGUGUAUUCCAUGCAUGUGUACUAAAAUGUGCACUACAUUUUCUUUACAAACAAAAAGCAUUCAUAACCUAAUGCAAAAAUUUUAAAGAAGCCAAAGCCAUUUGUAAGUGGCAAGGCUAAAUAAAACAAAACUAUGUGCUUUGUCAAGACAUUUGACUCUGUGUGUAGAAGAGUUUAACAUAGUGGAGAUAUUGUAUUACAGAAAGUUUUCACAAUUUCUGAAAGGGAAAUUAUUAAAGGAAGUACUAAUGGCUUGUCUCUUAUCAUUGAGGUUAACAGAUGGAGAAAUUUCAAAGUUGUCAAGAUCUGUGAAUAUAUGUUUUGCUUUUCUUUGUCAAUUGUGUGAAUAAAUAAAAACUGUUAAUCAGAAAAAGUUUUCAAGAUCUGUUGUGUCUAAGUAGCCAAGCUUGUCAGCCAUACAUAUAAAUAACAAAAGCAUUACUUUGCCACAAUAGAGCACACAGCAAUAUCGUGCAAUGAGAAGGACUUUGUGAAGAGAGCUCUGGUACUGUUGAACUAGAGACAGAGAGUGACUGAAAGAGGUUCAGAGAGAACAAAGGACAAUGAAAAGAGAGUCAAAGUGUACAACUUAGAAUCGAGGGCUGAGUGGGGAGUUAUUCAUUUCUCUUUUUACAUUUUUUUUUUUUUUUUUUAGCUCACAUGACCCUUGUGCAAGUAAGAACGAAUAUCUUUGCAAUAAUGAGAACAUAAGUGUGGGUGGAAUAUGACCAGACUGGCAAGAUCUUUGAUGCACACAUGCCCUUUCUGAGAAAUUUUUGCCACCUGAAUUUUAGAUUUACAUCUGCUAAACAAUGCCUACAUCGGCUUCUAAACUCUGAAAAAUGACAGAAAGGGUUUGCUCUCAGACACUUUUCUGUUUUCUACUGUCUCAAUCUGCACUUCGCUAAACCUCUACAUACAAUUGUAAUUCCAGACUAGUGAAGAAGAUACAUCCUAAGAGCAGCAAUGUCAAAUUCUACAUCUCAGAAUACAGCCCAAGGCCAAGUGGAUGUGGUUUUUGUUACUGUGUAUGCAGUGGUAUUUAUUGUUGGAUUAGUCCUCAACCUCACUGCACUUGUGAUUUUUUUACGUAACUCUAAGUCACGGUCGCAUACCACCGUCUACAUGAUCCACCUAGCCUUUGCAGACCUUAUUCUGGUUUGUACCCUUCCUGUGCGGAUCUAUUACCAUGGGGGAUUUAGGGGUCUGCCCCAGAAAAUCCAUGAGUUUACUGGUCUCAUACUGCUAGCUAACAUGUAUGGAAGCAUCUUCCUCCUCACAUGCAUUAGCUUUGACCGCUGUGUAGCAGUCUGCUUCCCAUUGUCUUCUCGAGUUCGUGAGGGUCGCAAGAAAGCAUGGUGUGUUUGUCUGGGGAUCUGGUUCCUGACUAUAGGAACAAGCUUGCCAAUCUACUUCAAACAGGAGCAAACCAUUCCACCAAACAACAACUCUAAUACAGAGCACUGCUUUGCGAACUUUCCUCAGUAUGCCACUCGAACCGUUGCUCUCAUUUCCACACUAAUUGUUGGGUUUGGAAUUCCAUUAACUGUAAUGAUUCUCAGCUCAUGGGGGCUCAUCCGGGCUAUAAGUAAAAGCACCGCUGCCCAGACUAGUGAGCUAGUAGACAGCGGCAGGAUCAAGAGGAUGAUAACGACUAACUUGGCAAUCUUUCUGUUUUGUUUUCUGCCAUAUCAUUUUAUGCUAGUCCUGCUGUAUGCCUAUACAAAACCUGAGAGCAUUCCAUGCUCACUGGUACCGGUUUACCAGUACAGCCUCAUGAUAGCCUGCCUGAAUGCAAUGCUGGACCCCCUUGCUUACUACUUCACCACAGAGACUUUCCGCAAGGAAAUGGAUGUAGAUGCUGUACGUAAAAUAUGGCAUAUGAACAGUCACAGCUCUGACGGGAACAAUCGCUCCCGAGCCCCCCUCACUAUAUAAGCGUGGACCAUUUUCACAUUUCCGGGUUUGGAACAUGGAAGUAACUAUAACGGGUUAUGGUGGGGUCUAAUGGGGGCUAGGGUGAAUCCACACCAGAAACACCCACUGGAACUGAUACUGCUGCAUCCUAAUGCUGCCCUAUAGUGGGGUAAACUUCUGUAAAGGUACCAUAGCAAAUAUUAUUUUUGCAUUCCCGUUUGCUGCAAUAGUAAAAGACAAAAUCCACCAUUACAUUUCCACAAAGAUGCAAAAUGUACUGCCACUCCCUCAGCAGAUGUAUUGACUAGUGGUUUUGUUUAGUUUUUUAUGCCAUGGCAUAAAAUUAAAAAAAAAAAAAAGUGUGAAGUGUUGCCUAACUUCCUUCAUGAAAUUUUCAUCAUCUUUCUCAAAUAUGCACCUUUGAGGAGAGUAAACAACUCAUUUAGGCAUUUCUGUGGGACCACUAUUUAUUUAUUUGUUUUCAUAAAGCAAAAAAAAAAAAAAAAAAAACUCACUGGGAAGCCCCUGUAAUGUGCUAUUUCAAGCAUCAAACAUGUUGACAUAAACAUAGCAGUAUGACAAAUUAGGAUAAAUAAUUUUGAAAGUGUCCUUAGGUUUUGGAAUAGAGCAUCAUAUCGAAGUUUCUUGGCUAUAUUUUGUUUGAAGAAAUGCUUAAUGAUUAAUAUCCUUUCAGUUUGCAGUAAUGUUUUUUGGUGGUGUUGUUUUUCAAAUGUUAAUAUUUGUAAGUAAUUUGUAAUUUGUAAGUAUUUGUAUCAUAAAUUGAAUUGCAGUUUAGACAUAUGAAAGAUAAUGUUGUAGCUUUUGUCACAAAAUGGUAUAAGCUUACUCUGAAAUGGGUAAAAAUACUUUUAAGUUUUCAGCACCAUUUUCUUGGAACAAGUUUGCAAUCUGUCCUUAAACUUCAAGAUCGCAAUACUCUUAAAUGUUUAAAAUGAAUGAUAAGUCCAAAUAAUUACAAUCUUUUGAUUGUUACUGUUGUUAAUGAUUUUGUUUUGUUUUAUAUAAUGUUGAUUUAUGUAUUUAUGUGCUAUACUGUCAAGAUCUGGGCCUCGUUUCCCAAAAGCAUUGUAAGUCUAAUAGAUUGUAGAAUCCAUCUGACGAUUCAUCUUAGUUUUGCGGCCCUUUUGCUGUCACCGUUAUACAUUUUUGGAGUAAAAGAGCAGACCUCCGCUUUAUUGGUGAAUGUCCCUAAAACACAUCUUCUAAACGUCUCCUUAUUUUGUGCUGCGUGAUAACAUGGUGAACCUCGUAAUAUUCAAUGAUCCUGAUAAUUAUCAGGAUCAUACACAGGGCCCCCGCUGUCUUCAAUAAUCCUGGAAGCUUUCAUAUCAAGAGAAAUGUGUGAAAACCAAAUAUUACACAUGCAUGCCUGAUAAUGGAAGCAGAUUGUGUAAAAGAAAUAGAUCGUUCUGCACAAAAUUAUUGUAUAACAAUAUGUAAAUAUGUAGUUAAUUAGGUUGAAUAUUUAUGAAAUAUUUUUAAACAAAUAUUAGCGAGGUAAAUUACAAAUUAUUGUAAAGUUACGCAAAAAUAUAAUGAAGUCACAAUGACGAGCAGCACUAUACGAUCACAUUUUAGCACAGUCACAUGGACAAUGACUCUCUUAAGUAGCACUUAAAGUGCAUCCUCACACAUUCAUGUUAAGUGCAGUUUUGGGAAACGCAAGUAAAUAAUAACGAACAUUGUAAAAUCGCAUGUAGAAAACGCUCUUAACCCCUAAGAUCGAUCGUUAUUGGGAAACAAGGCCCAGGGCUGGGUUUCCCGAUAAUGUUGCAGCUUAAGCUUUUACGAUCAUCUUAAAUAAUGUUGCUCGUUAUUUUACGAUAGAGCAAGGCCUGUUUCCCAAACCAGCACGUAGAUCGCUCGUUAUAAAGUAGAACUUAAGUGCUUCAUUACGGGUGCUGUCCGGUCCAAAGGUGCUGAUCACUUUGGAAAAAUAUGUCCAGAGUUUGUCUUCUCAACAUGAAAAUAAUGUGGAAAAACUAACAAAUAUGGAAGUUGUUUGUAACCUUGUCAAGGCACGAAAAUGUAUUAACUAUUACAGAAUUAAAUUAUAGAAAAAAUUAUGGCUUCAGUAAAACAGAGUUUCAGAUGUAUUGAUUCUCAAUCAUAGAGAUUAAUGAAAGUGACGCAAUAAAUGCACAUAAGGUGAAUGUGCACGAUGUGAAUCAUAAGCGACUCUCA